AUGCCUUAUCUUAGUAUUGCACAUAAAGCCGUAAACCUAGCUAACCUUAUGAGAGGCCAAGAGAUUACUGAAGAACACGCGAACGUCGCCUGGACAGGCGUUAAAAGAUUGCGAUUGAAUGACACACGCUCACUGCCCACCCCCAGUCCCAGGUGUGCAGCUCGGAAUGAGGACAGUAUCCUAGCUCGGUACUGCCCGCACACCUGGGACGGGUGGCAGUGCUGGCCGCCUACGCCUGCCGCCACGGAGGCCGAGCGACCCUGCCCUUCGUACAGCUACCUCGGAAAACCCUCGUCUUGCCCCAAGCUGGCCACCAAGCAGUGCACAGAUGGCGGCAGGUGGCUCUCCCGCGUGGGCAAGGGCGGCCAGCGACAGGAGUGGAGCAACUACUCGUCGUGCAGCGUGGCCGAGGGCAUCAUCAGGCGCCUCUACGUGCACAUUGGCGCGUACGCGGUCUCGGUGGUGGCGCUUCUGCCCGCCCUCGUCGUCUUCUUCUCCUACAAGCAGUUACGAGUCCACCGGAUCACGCUUCACAAACACCUGUUCAUCAGCCUUCUGCUGGAGGCUUCGGGCGUCAUCAUCCUCAGGCUUCUUCAGCUGCACAUGGACACGGUAAUCAAGCAGAACCAGUCGUGGUGCAUCGCCCUCAGCCUGGUGACCAAGUAUGGCCGCGUCAGCAACUAUAUGUGGUACCUGUGCGAGGGCUACUACCUACACAGACUGCUGGCAUCCGCAUUCGCCGAACAGAGCAGCCUCGGCACCUUCUAUUUCAUCGGUUGGGAUCAAAAAGUCCAAAUGGAGCAGAUGUUAUAUACUCUGUUGAUUAAAGUAGAUAUACUAUUAACCUUGUAG
Penaeus vannamei (Pacific white shrimp) is the source of this 852-nucleotide messenger RNA. The record is from RefSeq and is a predicted model, not a curated record. Lineage: Eukaryota; Metazoa; Arthropoda; Malacostraca; Decapoda; Penaeidae.